Molecule: messenger RNA, 923 nt
Organism: Platichthys flesus (European flounder)
Lineage: Eukaryota; Metazoa; Chordata; Actinopteri; Pleuronectiformes; Pleuronectidae
Product: SUN domain-containing protein 2-like
Exons: 9
Coding region: 24-893 (289 amino acids)
Biological process (GO): nuclear envelope organization
Cellular component (GO): meiotic nuclear membrane microtubule tethering complex; nuclear envelope
Molecular function (GO): protein-membrane adaptor activity
Source: RefSeq, a predicted model, not a curated record
UGAAAAAUUCAGUCAGCAGUCGCAUGAAGAAGACCUGUGGUCUGCUUUUACUUCUCCUCCUCAUAUCACUAUGUGUUUGGUCACUCUUUCAACCCAGCACCCAUCUUGAUGCUGCUGAGGAGAACAAGAAGCUGAUAAAUCUAGAGAAGCAGGACUUGAUCGGGCUGAUAUCCAGCCUUCGUGACAGGAUCAAAGCGCUGGAGAUGAAGAAUGCAGAGGGGGUCAAACCACCGGCUCCUUUAGCUACCAACAACAAACUAACCCUGGAGAUCCAACAGGCCAUGGAGAAGUGGCUCAGUAACCACAUCAAGGAGCAGGCCGUAUUCAUGACUGAUGACAAAGGUUGUGGACAUUCGAUAGCUGACAACAUGGCCGACUUUGCCCUCGAGGUGCAAGGUGCCAGGGUGAUCACAUCCAGGUGUUCAGAGACCUAUCAUGUUGGUAGGGCGUUUGUGACCCUGUUUGGUUUCAAGAUUUGGACUGUCACUGUGGGCCCGUGGACCGCUAUUCAGGGUCUGGCGCCACUGCUCCCAGGGAGGUGUUGGUCAUUCCCUGGUGCCCAGGGAACUCUUGCCAUCACUCUCUCUUCUCCUGUUAAGAUAACACACGUGACAGUGGACCACAUAGCCCGCUACAUAUCACCCAGUGGCAGUAUCGAGUCCGCGCCCAAAGAAUUUGAACUCUAUGGAAUGAGAGACAUCUCAGGGAAGAGAACUCUUUUGGGAACAUUCACCUACGAUCAGAGUGGCGAGUCGACUCAGACAUUUCAGCUGCCUAACCCAACUGACGACAUAUAUCGUGGUGUGGAGAUGCAUGUCCUCAGUAACUGGGGACAAGCGGAAUAUACAUGUCUUUAUCGCUUCCGUGUGCAUGGGAAGAUCGCCUCCCCAUGAAUUUGAAAAUAAACUGUCCCUCUCUCUGUA